Chelonoidis abingdonii (Abingdon island giant tortoise) is the source of this 1324-nucleotide messenger RNA. It is a transcript of the gene NCF1, whose product is annotated as neutrophil cytosolic factor 1. The record is from RefSeq and is a predicted model, not a curated record. Gene Ontology annotation, molecular function: protein binding; superoxide-generating NADPH oxidase activator activity; phosphatidylinositol binding. Gene Ontology annotation, biological process: superoxide anion generation; respiratory burst. Gene Ontology annotation, cellular component: cytoplasm; NADPH oxidase complex. Lineage: Eukaryota; Metazoa; Chordata; Testudines; Testudinidae.
CAACUUCCCCUUUUCAGCGUGGAUACAAGAAGCAGCCCGAUGCACAGGCGGAGAGGGCAGCAGUGAGCGUCCAGACAAACAGCUUUGCCUUACCACCAGCUGACCAGCCAGAUUCUAGCAUUCAGUACAGGGGCCAGCCUCAGCCAUGGAAGAUACGUACAUCAGACACAUUGAGCUGCUGGGCUUCGAGAAAAGGUUUUUCCCAAGCCAACAUUAUGUUUACAUGUUCCUGGUGAAAUGGCAGGAUCUAACCGAAAAACUAGUCUAUCGAAAAUUUACCGAGAUAUAUGAAUUUCAUAAAUCCUUGAAGGAAAUGUUUCCCAUUGAAUCUGGGGACAUCAACAUUGAGAAUAGGAUCAUCCCUCACUUACCAGCACCCAAAUGGUUUGAUGGCCACCGGUCUACACAGAACAGACAAGGCACGCUGACUGAAUACUGCUACACCUUGCUGAAUCUGCCGCACAAGAUUUCCCGAUGCUCCCAUGUUCUGAACUUCUUCAAAGUCAGGCCUGACGACUUGAACCCACCCACAGACAGCCACAUCAAGAAACCAGAGACAUAUUUAGUGCCAAAGGAAUCCAAGAAAAACGUUGCAGACAUUACUGGCCCCCUCAUCCUGCAGACGUACCGAGCUAUUGCUGACUAUGAGAAGAACUCCAGCACCGAGAUGACUCUGAAAACGGGGGACAUGGUAGACAUUGUGGAGAAGAGUGAAAGUGGCUGGUGGUUCUGUCAGUUAAAGAAUAAACGUGGCUGGGUCCCAGCUGCUUACCUGGAGCCUAUGGAAGGUCCUGAUGAAUCUGAAGAGCAGGAUCCUAACUAUGCAGGGGAGCUCUAUGUUGUCAGAAAAGGCUACACAGCUGCUGAGGAUGAUGAGCUCACGCUGAAAGAAGGAGACGCCAUAGAGGUUAUCCAUAAGCUACUUGAUGGCUGGUGGGUUGUCAGGAAAGAAGAAAUCACCGGUUACUACCCCUCCAUGUAUCUGCAGAAAUCUGGGGAAGAGAACAACCUUGUGAAGAAUGAGCUGAGAAACAGAGGCGCCCCUCCUCGAAGGUCGACCAUCCGAAAUGUCAAGAGCAUCCACAACCAAAACCGGAAGCAGAUCAGCCAGGAGACAUACAGACGGAACAGCAUGAAGUAUAGGAAGAUGAAGACGCAGAGCAAUCUCCAGAACAAGUCCAAUGUGAUCAGAGAGAAAAAUGAAAUGGUGGAAAACGUGUCCAAGGCCCAACCGGCUGUUCCGCCGCGACCCAGUAAAGACCUGAUCAUGAAUCGUUGUACAGAGAGCACGAAGAGCAAGAUCAAAUGAUCCCAUGGGGGCGGG